GGACCUGUUGCUUCGCAGUUCCGCGUUGUGCAAUGGAUGGGUGAGUUAAACCCCUUUUCGCUUUCCUCCUUUUCCACUCCAUCUCCGACACUUUCCACCCGUGUGAAGGACCGAGGCGUGAGGAUUUUUCCGGGUGAUGUUUUACGCAAAGCGGCUCUUGUUUCUCUUGUCUCUAAAGUAGUGUUUAUAUCAGGAAGCGGACCCGUGUGUGGUUAGCCUUAGCAUUAGCAUGGAAACGGGCCAUUUCCAAGUCAACACCGAGCUCCAUCCGCAGGAUCUGAGAGGAUCUGACGAGCUUCUGUCCAGUGUCUCCAACGGCCCGUAUAUCAUGAGCACCACAGCCAAUGGCAGUGACAGUAAGAAGUUCAAAGCAGAGAUGCGCGGCUCUCCCUCUCGGGUGCUGCACAUCCGCAGACUGCCCACAGACGUCACAGAGACUGACAUCAUCGGCCUGGGUCUGCCCUUCGGAGACGUCACUAACCUGCUCAUGCUCAAGGCCAAGAACCAGGCAUUCCUGGAGAUGAGCUCAGAGGAUGCUGCUCAGAACAUGGUGGAGUAUUACUCCUCAAUGCUACCUGUGGUCAGAAGUCAGCCGGUGCACGUCCAGUUCUCCAACCACAAAGAGCUGAAGACGGACAACUCUCCAAACCAGGAGAGGGCGCAGGCAGCUCUCCGUGCCCUGAGCUCCUCCCACUUGGACCCUGCGGUCCCGCCUCCCAGUGCAGUGCUGCGUGUGGUGGUGGAGAACAUGGUGUGUGCACCAGGUGCCGUAACCAUGGACACGCUCUACCAGGUUUUCUCAAAGUUCGGCACAGUUUUGCGGAUCAUUGUUUUCACCAAAAACAGCCAGUUUCAGGCGCUGCUGCAGUACUCAGACGGACAGGCUGCUCAGGCUGCUAAAGUGUUGCUGGACGGUCAAAACCUGUACAACGGCUGCUGCACCCUGAGGAUCAGUUUCUCCAAACUCACUGCUUUGGACAUCAAGUUCAACAACGAACGCAGCCGUGACUUCACCCGCCCGGACCUGCCCAGCGGAGACACGCCUGCCAUGGAGCACCCACCACCCAUGGCCACCGCCUUCACUCCUGGUCUGAUCCCUGCUGCUCCGUAUCCUACCGCCACUCACGCCUUUCCACACGCCUUCACCAUCCAACCCACAGUGUCGUCGUAUCCAGGCCUGGUCCCUGCCCUCCCAGGCGCUCUCACCUCUCUGUCCCUGCCCGCUGCCUCUAGACUGAGCUUCACGGCUCUCCCUGCAGCCAACGCAGUGCUGCUGGUCAGCAACCUCAACCCAGAGAGAGUCACACCACACUGCCUCUUUAUUCUCUUCGGCGUGUACGGUGACGUGAUGAGAGUGAAAAUCCUCUUCAACAAAAAGGAGAACGCUCUGGUGCAGAUGGCCGACCCCACGCAGGCUCAACUCGUGAUGAGCCACCUGACCGGGCAGCGUCUCCACGGGAAGCCCCUGAGGAUCACUUUGUCCAAACAUUCCAGUGUCCAGCUACCCAGAGAGGGCCAUGAGGAUCAGGGCCUGACCAAGGAUUUCAGCACCUCCCCCCUGCACCGCUUCAAGAAGCCCGGCUCCAAGAAUUACUCCAACAUCUUCCCCCCGUCUGCCACGCUGCACCUGUCUAAUAUACCCCCCUCUGUGGUGGAGGACGACCUGAAGAGGCUGUUCUCCAGCUCUGGAGCUGUCGUCAAAGCCUUCAAGUUCUUCCAGAAGGACCACAAGAUGGCUCUGAUCCAGCUGGGCUCUGUGGAGGAGGCCAUCGAGUCCCUGAUUCAGCUCCAUAACCACGACCUCGGAGAGAACCACCACCUGAGAGUGUCCUUCAGCAAGUCCUCCAUCUGAGAAGAACCAGCCUGAGGAGGAGGACAGAGGGGGAGAAGAGGAGGAAGGGGAGACAGAGGGAGGUGCUGACCAAUGAGGACACUGAGAUGGAUCAAUAAGAGUGCUCAUACUACUAGGACUGACCAGUCACAAUCACAGGUGAAACCAGAGAAUUCGAGAACCACCCAAUCGUGACACAGAUGGGGCUACACUGCAAAAGGAAUAUUUUCUAAAUGAUUUUUUAAGACUUGAAUUCAGAUCCAGAUCUCUUUAGGACACAUAUUAUAAGUGGUACAAGUGGUUUCUGAUGCCCAGAACAUAAUGGCCUUAUAAAUAGGAUUACUGAAACAAAUCUCACUAUGAAUGGGGUGAAAAGUCAUGUCCUAAAAAUGGCAUCUAUAAACAGAAAAAUAUCUAAAACUAAAAAAAUCUUUUACAACAAAAAAUCCUCCAAUUUAAAUAAUGAAUUACAGUCAUUUUCACAUUUUGAAAUAUUCUUUUUCACAGUGUAAACCAAAAUAUGAUGGGGGUGGGGCUGACCAGAAGAUACUAGGACCCACGAAUCACGACACAGGUGUGAGGGGGAGGGACCAAUCAAAGCGCACAAAACCAAAAACAGCCUGGGACUCAAAACAGACACUACUUUUGACCAAUGAUCAUGCAAUGACCACCCGGAUUGACCAAUCAGGACUCAGAGAGGACUUGAACGGACCAAUCGGCUGCUGCGGCCGCGCCCACUACACUCCACAUUCCAGUGCAUGUUUGCAUCGACCAACGUGAAGUCUGUGUAACUUUAAAUUAUUUUUCUAUUGUAUUUUAGUUUGUUUUCAAGAGUUUUAAAAAGACAAGAUAAACAUGUAAAUGCGGGUUAGCCUCAGAUGUGUGAAAGUUGGAAUUUGAGGUUGAUCCAACUUGUUUUUUGGAGUUUUGGGGGUUUGACGUCAGGAUUUAAAGAGCAGGAAUCCUUGCUGUUACCUGUAGCCACUCUUGCCUUGGGCUUCUCUCUGGACUGGAGAGACAAAGUUACAUGUGAGAAAUGUACACGCAACCAAAUAUUACUAGUUUGCUCCAAUUUAUUUAGAAAAGUGCAGUGGUCCAUAGUUACUCCUUUCUUACCUUAUGCAUUCUGAACAUCCUAAUUCACAAUGAGCGCUUUUCACACCUGCCAGAGGCAACAACUAACAUGGUAACAGCGUAUUUCCUGAUUAUUGGACUAAAACAUUUUAGAAUUAGAUGCAGUGGAGAGUACGUUGACCUCAAGACAAAUUUAGCUGAAAUACAUGGGAAAGAAUUGGGUAUAGGCCCUUUUAAGGUACAGAAAUGUUGUCUUUAUGUCUGUCAAGUUAGCUAGAAUUAUGUAGUCUACAAGAUAUAUACAGAUAUUAAAAUUUAGCAUAUCUUUAUAACAAAAUUUUGUCAUUUUCAAGAGUAAAAAAUGCAUUAUUAUAUUACUAUCUAGCAUGCACAUAGCUAUAAAUGCAGACAGAAGUGGGUGCAACUUGACAAUUUAAAUACUAUUACUGCAAUAUAAUAUUAAAUAGUUUCAUUAUUUAAAAAGUUGCUUAAGGAAAACUUCACUAGUAGUAUUACAGUGCUGCUUUUUUUUACAAUUAAUUAAAAUACACAUGUACAUUGUGCCUAAACCUUAUGACUGUUACUUAUAUUAAAUAUUGAAUGUAGCUUAUUGGUUUCAACUAUAAACCAAUUCAAAAUGUUACUGAGCAGACAAUUUGAUUUAGGGAAAGUUUGGGUCUCUUUUAUUUAAAUUCUAAGUGUUUUAAUUAGUUACAAAUGGCUAACAAUACACACUUAAUCAAACAUGCAUGAAUCAUUUCAAUUGGAUCCUUGAAAUUGGAGUAAAUAAUAUUGAGUUGUGUGUACAUUUGCGUGCGAGUUUGAACUGGCGCUGUCUGAUCGUUCCCUGUGCCUUAGCCCUGAGCGGACCGUGUCUCCCAUGAUGCCGCAGGGCAGGUUUACAGACAGUUUACUUUACUGUGGCUUUAUUUAACCUGUGUUUAUGUUUUUAGCGUAGCGUCUACACAACUGUUUUUAGGGGAAUCUGAUCUCAGGACCAAGUGGAAGAUGACUUUGGAAUUUGGUGUAGUUUUUACAGUUUCUACAAACAAGAUUCUAGGAUUAGUUUAGCAGUUCAUAUUUCAGUCUGAUCUCGUGCAUUGCAAAAAGAAUCAAGUUUUUUUAAUUGUAAAUUGAAUUGCGAAAUUUAUUAGAAAAUUGCUGUUGCAUAUUUUCCAUACAUUUUAUUAUUAAUAGACCAGUUUUAAAGUUUGCUACUGCAACACAAAAUAUGGAAUGUACUUCAUCUAAAAGUAAAAAGAGUUAAAAAUAAUGAUUACAUUUUUUAACCCAAAACUUUUAAAAAUAAUUUCUAGUUAUGUUGAUUUUGGAUUGGUGCCAACAAUACCUGAUAAAGUACUAGGGCUGUGCUGUCAAUCAAAUUUCAAUCAUGAUUACAAAUAUUGCUCCGAUCAGUUAUAAAGAGUAUGGAUGUUAAUAUGUUGCUUAAUUUUUACUUUCUUAAAAUUAUGGAAAACCGAACUAGAUCUUUUUAAAUCGUUUGCAGUGGUCCACACUUACCCCUAUGCAUUGAGAGCAUCCUAAGUACUCACCACGAUGAGCUUAGAAGUGCUUUUCUCAACUCUGACACCAGUGUGAAGUUUUGCUGUCACUGUAAUGCUAACAACAACUAGCAUGCAAACUGCGCACUUAUUUUAACCUGAAGAGCUGCUUUAACAAUAUAUAUGUACUGGGGCAAGACACAUUUUGCUCAAAUACAUGGUGAUUUUAACUAUCACCCAAAUAUUUGUAUUCAUACUUUAGCAUCUACUUGUUAUUAACACAGAAGCGCUAACCACUCUGCCACUUGAUGACCAGAUGCUUAAAGUCCACGUUCCUCUUGAUCUUGAGAGCUUUAAUUUAAGGUUUUUAGGGGGUUAGUUCUUGUCGUAUGCAAUCAUGUUUUAUUCCAAUCAUUUAUCGUAGCAAUAUUUACCAUUCCUCUGUUACGGUGUCGUGUUUUUAACGUAUUUUGGACUUUGGUUUUCUGUCGUAAUCUGCUGGACUCUUCGUGUUCGACGGUUUUUAUUUAUUAGGAUUAAGAAGACUCCACAAAAGCUGAGACCAAAUAGGCCUUCUCCUUCUUUCUCUCUCUCCCCCCCUCCCCUCUGUUUCUCCUCCUUUCUCUGUCUCCACCUUUAUUGUAUCUUAAACGGUCUCUUCGCCGCCCUCUUCUCCCUCUUUACACACCCCUCUGUCUCUCACUUCCUUUAUCUCCCUCAUUCUUUCAAUUUUCUUCUUUCUACCCCCUCAACCUCUCCCCUCACACUCUCUACUUCCACGCACUCUCUCUCUUAUAGCCCUUCUCCCGUCUUUCUCUGCCUCUUCUGUCUUUACCCCCUCUUCCUUCUUUCCCUCCUCCCUCUCUCUUCCAACCCCCCUCCCCUGUCCCUGUCUUCCUCUUUCUUUCUCCCUCUCUUCCCCUCUUUCUUUCUAACCCUCUCUCACUCUCUCUCUCUUUCGUAGAUGCAAAUCGCUCUCAGGAGUACCGAUUCAUUUUGUUGAGACAGUGCCUUUUUCAAAUGCCUUUGGUUUAAAAUCGUACGUGUUUUUUCAUUUUUCCUCUUUUUUUUUCGGCUUGAGUCCUGUUUUAGUUUUUCCGAGGCAAAAACCCAGUGGAAAUACAGUGAAAAGAUGUGACGUUUGAAACUCACUUUGUCCGAGUGAGCAGUGAAGGCAGCACGGGGCAUUCAGGAAGCACCCGGGACAAUCUGAACUUUCCAAAAUGGUUUCUAAUGAAGCUUGUGUACUGCUGAAAGAGGCCAGUGAAUUUUUUAGAUUUUUAGAUUUUGAAAUUAUUCUCAACUUUGACACAGAUUCUAGAGUAAUUUUGUUGUGAUAAUUUAAAUUUUCAGCCGUGAUGGUGCUAGCAAAAUUUUGUAGGAGCAUGUCAUGACAAAAACUGACAUUCUAUAAUUAAAAUUUAAAGUGCAUAUGACGGGUUUUCAUGGUUUUCUAAUUAAGACUUGGUUUGGUGGGAUAGCACCUGUGGGGGAUAUUUAUUAUAGUCUUACAUCAGUGCAGUGGCAGUUUGUGGGGCAAAAAAGUAAAAAAAAAAUAAAAAAUUCCAUGAAGUAGCACUGAUUUGUAAAACAGAAUCCCUCUCUGUCGUCAUCAACACCAAAAAAUCCACCCAAAGGAAGUAAAAUUAUAAAAUUUAAAAACGAGACAAGAUUCUUAGUACAUUUUUUACAUAUGAUAAUACGAAAAUAUGAACAGUGUUUUUGUGAAAUGAGUAGUCUAACCUGUCAGAUGCACUUUAAAAAAAUAAAAAUUGCAUUGUAAAUAACAUUCAAUUCAAUUUUUGUUUAUAUAAUACAUAAAAUACACCAGAUGUCCGCUGGUAACAUCUCAAUUUCAGUUUCUCCGCUUAGAAUCAACACAAAAAAAUCACUUGCUUUGAUUACAUGGAAAAUUCUCCACAUAUUCUAAAAUGUUAACUCGAUAUUUCACAUUUAUCUUAAAAGUUUCACCAAAGCUGAGUGUCUGUUGGCCAGGUCAGUGAAGGCCCCGUGCUGCGUUCAGGACCUGUAGGAGCUGUACAUACUGCCUGCGUGUGCUAUGCGUGUGCUAAGCGUGUGUGUGUCUGUGGGUUUCAUGUGUAUAUUUGGAAGAACCGUUCUGAGCCUUACAGUUCAUGUCACAGAAGAAUAAAGAGCUUUUUAUGGAAAACUCAAA
Molecule: messenger RNA, 6583 nt
Organism: Periophthalmus magnuspinnatus
Lineage: Eukaryota; Metazoa; Chordata; Actinopteri; Gobiiformes; Gobiidae
Gene: ptbp1b
Product: polypyrimidine tract binding protein 1b
Exons: 14
Coding region: 230-1852 (540 amino acids)
Biological process (GO): mRNA processing; regulation of cell differentiation; regulation of RNA splicing
Cellular component (GO): nucleus
Molecular function (GO): mRNA binding
Source: RefSeq, a predicted model, not a curated record